Molecule: messenger RNA, 2854 nt
Organism: Penicillium samsonianum
Lineage: Eukaryota; Fungi; Ascomycota; Eurotiomycetes; Eurotiales; Aspergillaceae
Product: SANT/Myb-like DNA-binding domain-containing protein
Exons: 5
Source: RefSeq, a predicted model, not a curated record
CCCCCAAUGGUCGCACGGCUUCGCGCCUUCUGACACUCGAUACAAUCUGCCGUUUAUCACCAGCAGCACGAUGAAAGCAACAAAGGAAACAACGCAAUUACUGAGUGACUGGGUCAUAUCCAGAAUCGAUAACAGCACUCAAGAUCCAAACGUCGGCUUUGUUGAAACUCUAUAUCAUACCUGCUCAACUGCCCUAGUCUAUCUUUGGAGAUCACGAUUUCGAUUAACACCGCACGACCCGCAUAAGAACACCUUGAAGAAGGAUGUAGCGAACAUCCGACUAUGGGAAGAGAACUUCCUCCCGGUCACCUCGACACCAUUCUGGGACAAUCAUACGAAUGUGGUCGAAAAUUUGAAGGGGAUCGGCAAUAUUCUGAUGCCCUACUUCGCGGGCUGCGACAUAACCACAACUAGCGGACAAAACGAAAGGACCUCCGCAUGGGAUCUCUCACAGGAACUUUAUACUCAGUUAGAGAAGGCAACAAUAAUGCUUUCGGCUGAAGAAAGUUCUGACUCGUCUUCAGAUGACGAGGUUUCCGACGAUUCAUCUUCAACCACUGAACGCGAACAAAAUCGCUUCGGACGAAUCCACUGUUAUGUCAGCUGCUUGAUGGAUCUCGUACCAGUGAUCGAAAAGCAUAUUUCUCUUUUGCAGUAUAAAGUGGAACCACGGCCAACUCCCCUUGAUAAUGUGAUUCGUUUAUCAGAGAGUGCGCGGCCUUUUGCCAUGCGCAUCCGAGACCGAUUUACAAUUGCACUAACUCCCCUGGUGGAGCGACUCGCAGAGGCUAACUGGGAAAGGUCCAUCCGUAUCAGAGCGCAAGAAGAAGAACCAUAUCUCGCGGACCAUGACGCUCUGACCUUAUUUAAGCCCUACUCCCUGUUCAAUGAUUCUGGUCUUGGGACAUCUGUUCCUACAAGGUCGCAGUAUGCCGCCACUGCCGCCUCCCAUACUUCAUUCCUCUCAAUUGCCGGAAAAGAGGCCCAUGGUCGCCCCCGAGUGCCUUCUCUACCGCAGGAAGGCGGGAUUCCUUUUCAAUGCGACUACUGUCGUAAAACCGUAUCUCUGCGAAACCGGAUUGAGUGGAAAAUACAUGUUUUCGCGGACUUGCAGUCGUAUCUCUGCACACAUGCAGAAUGUGAAGACGCAAUGAAAACAUUCCCAAGCCGUAAGUUAUGGGCUGAUCACGAAUUCAACGAACAUUUCACUCGAAUCCAGUGGCGCUGUUUUAUGUGUAAUACCACCACCGUCACCCAGCAAUUGUUUGUCGACCAUUUGAUUAUAUGCCACGACAUCGCACUGGCUAGGCAUCGUUUGACAGCAGCAAUCUCAGAAGCUCAAGAGACAGUCUUGAAACUGGAGUUCAAGGAUUAUAAGUGUGCGUUAUGUUCACAGGAUGGUUGGCAAACGAUGAAAGCGUACGCAACUCAUGUAGGACAACACCUGGAGGAAAUUUCAUUGGCAUGCCUUCCGAGAGACGAAAUCGGUAGUAGCGAUGUUGAUUUAAAUUCUGACACAUCAAGCAACGCGACGAAGGGAAGCUUGCUUGGACGCUUUUUUAUAGAUAGCCGAAAAGCUUAUACGGAUUUGGGAGGUGCAAAUGUCCCAGCUACAGGGCUUCCGGAUGCCCCAUCUUCAUUCGUCGAUACUACGAUUCGAUCAUCCAAGCAGCAGACGAAUAUGACACAGCUAAGCGUUGAGCGCACGGAAGAUCUGGCGAAUCAGGAUGUGGAACCUGACCCCGAAGCAGAACAGAAGCUCAUGGAUAACACACUCCCUACUGAGGCUGUUGAAGUGCUUGAUGCGAGAAGCAGCAGGGAAGUCCAGGUCAAGCACACUUCAUCAUCGAAGCAGCAGUCACUGUCACCCCUUCAACAACAUCUGACACCACCGGUACCACAGCCCUACCCGGUAUCCUACCCAGCAGAAGACUAUCCCAGGCCUGUACAGGAUGUCGAACCUCGAGCAAAGGAAGACAUGGAUGUCUUUGAUGCUUCAGCGUCGACUGAGAAACCGGAGGUCGGUUAUGGAUCGUUAAAGCCCACAAGCUACUGGUCGGUGCCUGAACAACGCGACUUCAAAAUGAUGCUGUCCCACUUCGGUCGAGACUUCGAAGGCAUAUCCAAGUUUAUGAAGACGAAAACCACAGUCAUGGUGAGGAAUUUCUUUCAACGGCGUCUCGACUCCGGCCAAAAAGAGUUCGAAGAGAUUGUGGCAGAGGCAGAAUCCAGGAAAGCACGCGGUGAGCCAACAGGCUCGCUUCCGGUUCCCAGUGUGGCGCCUAAGCGGCAUUAUGAAGCAACAUACCUAAAUAUCACGCAUCAUCGACCACAAGUAGAUGGUCUCCUCUCGUUGGAGGCUGAUCAUUUGGUGGUUCCUGCCAGUCUGUCGGAGAAGACCCAGUCGACGUUUAACAAUCAGCAGCAGGAUCAGGAGAGAGAGCGGCGACGCGCGAUCGAGCAGCGGCAGGCAGAGGAAAAUGCGAAAGAGGGAUCGCGGAGACAACAACUUGCUGCCCCGCAGGCGCAGGACCAACUCUCUGCGCAACAGCAACAAAAUCAUCAGGGUGUUCCUAAAGUUCCUCAACACGGCCAGCACCCACAGAUACAGGGUCAACAAGACGAGCCACACCAAUGCAAUCUGCAGUUAACAGCCCAAGAACAGCAGCAAAUGACGAUGCCAGCCGCACAAGCGAAUAGUGGCAAAAUGGGUCAAAACGGACUGCCCAUGAACCAAGCACAGAGGUACACCCAUCUCUACCAACAACGACUGCUUCGCAUGCGACAUGAUAUGUCGACACGCUAUAUGGCUCAGUAUGGCCCGCCAAACCAGUACCCUCCCAGUGUUGCGCAG